UGUCCAUUCUCCUCUUCAGACCAUCCAACAUUUUCCACUUUCCGUCUUGAGAUACCCCAGUGCUCCUGUUGUUUCCGGUUUUGUUCUUUAUAUAUUCUCUUCUUUUUCCAGGCAUUCGGAGAUAUAACUCCGGGUCAACGUAACCAUGGCUGCGCCUGCGGAUAGACACCCAAGCGCGAGCCACUAUGACAUCGUGAUCGUCGGCGCCGGACCAGUCGGUCUGAUGUUGUCGACCUGCUUGGCACGAUGGGGCUACAAGAUCAAGCACAUCGACAACAGAGCGGAGCCGACACCGACGGGGCGGGCCGACGGCAUCCAGCCGCGCUCGCUCGACCUGCUCCGGAACAUGGGGCUCAAGCCGGCCUUCAUGGCCCACAAGCCCGCCCGGGUGUACGAGGUUGCCUUCUGGGACCCGACGAAAGCCGGCAAGGGCAUCGUCCGGACCGGCACCUGGCCUAGCUGCCCCAGCUUUAUCGACGCGCGAUACCCCUUCACCACGCUCCUCCACCAGGGCCAUAUCGAGCGUGUAUUCAUCGCCGACCUCGAGAAGAACGGCGUCAGGGUCCAGCGGCCGUGGACCAUCCGGGGCUUCACCUCCAACGAGAAGGAGGAUCCGGAGUACCCCGUCACGGUCAGUCUGGAGCAUGUCGAUGGCACGGCCAAGGAGAACGUCAAGGCAAAGUACCUGUUUGGUGGCGAGGGUGCGCGCUCGUUCAUCCGCGAGCAGCUCGGGAUUGGCAUCAAACACAAGGACCCCAUUGCCUAUGUGUGGGGUGUCAUGGAUGGCGUCGUCAAGACGGAUUUCCCGGAUAUCAAGAUGAAAUGCAACAUCCACUCUGAGCAUGGCUCCAUCAUGGUGAUCCCGCGGGAGAACAACAUGGUCCGCCUCUAUAUCCAGAUCGCUUCGUCGACCGACCCCGACUUCAACCCGCGCAAGACAGCGACCGCCGAGGAGGUCCAGGCUUCGGCCAAGCGGAUCUUGCAGCCGUACUCGAUCGAGUGGGAGAGGGUGGAGUGGUACUCGGUCUACCCCAUCGGCCAAGGUAUUUCGGACAAGUACACCCUGGAUCACCGGGUGUUCCUGGGCGGCGACGCCUGCCACACUCACAGCCCCAAGGCCGGCCAGGGCAUGAACACGGCCUUUCUCGACGCUCUCAAUCUGGCAUGGAAGAUCCACGCCGUCGAGGCCGGCUUUGCCCAGCGCAGCCUUCUCGAGACGUACGAGCCAGAGCGCAAGGACGUGGCCGAGACCCUCCUAGCGUUCGAUAACAAGUACGCCAAGCUCUUCUCGCAGCGGCCCCCUUCGGGCAACGAAGUCGCCGCCGCGACCGCCGACACCAACACCGAAAACGAGUUCGUCAAAACCUUCAAGGAAUCCUGCGAGUUCACCAGCGGCUACGGCGUCGCUUACAAGCCCAACCCGCUGAACUGGUCGCCCUCCCACCCCGCCCAAUCCCACGUCAUCCUCCCGCCCAACCAAAAAACCAAACUCGUCCCCGGCCGCCUCUUCAUCAACGCCGACGUAACUAGGGUAGUCGACGCCAACGUCGUCCACCUCGAACAAGAAAUCCCGCUCAACGGCUCCUUCCGCAUCUUCAUCUUCGCCGGCAGACCCUCGCUCACCUCCCGCGCCCUUUCCGACCUCGCAGCCCACAUGUCCAGACCCAAAUCCUUCUACUCGACCUACACCCGCCAGGACCUCACCUCCGUCUCCCACCACGAGCGGCACAACCCGCACUCCCUCUUCUUCACGCUCUGCGUGAUCUUUGCCGCGCGACGCCCCGACGUCGAGAUCGCGCGCGACGUGCCCCCGCCGCUGGCCGCGUACCGCGACCACGUGUACGCCGACGACCGCUGGGACCGGCGCGUGCCCGACGCCAAGGCCUGCGCGCACGCCAAGAUGGGGCUGGACGAAGACCGCGGCGGCGUGGUGGUUGUCCGCCCGGACGGCUAUGUCGGGAUCGUGGUGGCGCUUGAGGAAGGGAGCGGCACGGUCGACGCGUUGAACGCGUACUUUGGCGCGUUCUGUAGUAAGCCUUUGGGGGGCACGCAGGCUAUGCUUUGACUUUGACUUUUGACGGGGACGGGGACGGGGACGGGGACGGGAGAAAA
This is a messenger RNA of Chaetomium strumarium, 2112 nucleotides long. Its product is annotated as FAD binding domain-containing protein. The coding region runs from base 146 to 2065 and encodes 639 amino acids. The record is from RefSeq and is a predicted model, not a curated record. Lineage: Eukaryota; Fungi; Ascomycota; Sordariomycetes; Sordariales; Chaetomiaceae. The transcript is spliced from 4 exons. Gene Ontology annotation, molecular function: oxidoreductase activity; FAD binding.